Dufourea novaeangliae is the source of this 2410-nucleotide messenger RNA. Its product is annotated as transferrin. NCBI's taxonomy places the organism in Eukaryota, Metazoa, Arthropoda, Insecta, Hymenoptera, Halictidae. Bases 111 to 2312 code for a protein of 733 amino acids. The transcript is spliced from 10 exons. Gene Ontology annotation, biological process: iron ion transport. Gene Ontology annotation, cellular component: plasma membrane; extracellular region; early endosome. The record is from RefSeq and is a predicted model, not a curated record.
AACACGCACCUAGCGAGUCUCGUUCACGAUCGAUUUUCUGUUUGGUACACGUACUCGGAUCAAUUUGACGCGUAGUUUCGUGUUGUUCCGGGAUCUCCGAACUUGAAGCCAUGAGGUCCGCGAUCAGCGGCUCGUUCGCCGCUCUGUUGGCCAUAUUCCUCUUGGUUGAGUCCGUCGUCGCCGGGGUGGAGGUCCACGAUCCUCCAUCCAACAAAGUUUUCACGAUUUGCGUUCCGGACGUUUAUUGGCAAGAAUGCGCGGAUAUGAUAAAGGAUUCGGCUCUCAAGGGUAUACCGGUGACGUGCGUUUCCGGUCGCGAUCGUUUCGAGUGUAUCGAAAAGGUCGGAAAGAAGGAAGCUGAUGUGGUAGCCGUCGAUCCAGAGGAUAUGUAUCUGGCGACGAAGAACAAAGAGCUGGCCGCGAAGGCCGGUUACAGCAUCGUCGAACAGGUGAGGACGAAGGAGGAACCGGAUGCCACCUAUCGAUACGAAGCUGUGGCAGUGAUCCACAAGGACCUGGACAUAAACAACGUGCAGGGAUUGCGUGGUCUCAAGUCCUGCCACACUGGUGUCGGUCGGAAUGUCGGCUACAAAAUACCGAUCACCAAGCUCACAGCAAUGGGAAUACUGAGCAAUCUUCACGAUCCCCAAUACUCGGCGCGCGAGAACGAGCUGCGCGCGUUGAGCUCCCUAUUCUCGAAAGGCUGCCUGGUCGGCACCUGGUCACCGGAUCCGGCGAUCAACCGACGUCUUAAGGAAACGUACUCGAACAUGUGCGCCCUUUGCGAGAAACCGGAUGUCUGCGACUAUCCGGAUAUAUACUCGGGCUACGAGGGCGCGCUGAGGUGUCUCGCCCAUAAUGGCGGCCAGGUCGCCUGGACCAAGGUGAUUUACGUGAAACGAUUCUUCGGGCUGCCGGUCGGCGUGACACCUGCUGUUCCCACCGCGGAGAAUCCCGCCGAUUUCCGAUACUUCUGCCCGGACGGCAGCAAAGUGCCGAUCGACGCUACCACGAAACCGUGCACCUGGGCGGCUAGACCUUGGCAAGGUUACAUGACCAACAACAUCGCGACCAACACCGGCGACGUUCAAGCGUUACAAAAGGAAUUGACCGAUCUUGGUAAACUCGGGGAAGAGGAGAUGGCGGAUUGGUGGAAAGACAUCAUGUUGUUGGACAAGAAAACAUUGGCCGUUCCGGCACCGGUCGUAUCACCGAAGGACCAUCUGAAGAACGCAAAGUACUUGGACGUGAUCGAGAGAAAUUCCGGAGCGGUUGGCAAGCUGGCACGAUGGUGCGUCUGGAGCGAACCCGCGCUCGACAAGUGCCGUGCUCUCUGUCGUGCCGCGUUCUCGAGGGACGUUCGGCCAAAGUUGGAGUGCGGGCUCGAAAAGACACAGGACGCGUGCUUGAAUGCUCUCAAAGAGGAUAGGACCGAUCUGGUUGUGCUCGAAGGUGGCUCGGUGCUGCGAGCGAUCAGAGAAUUCAACGCGUCGCCGAUUAUCGCAGAAACAUACGGGCCUGGUGCGACGAAGCUCGGCGAGAGACCAGCGGUCGCAGUGAUCAAGAAAUCCUCUUCGAUCAAUGGACUUGCCGGUUUGCGGGGCAAACGGUCCUGUCACAGCGGAUACAAGGGGGACUUCGCCGGCUGGACGGCACCAGUGCACGUGUUGAAGGAGAAGGGCUUGAUAAGCUCCGAGGACGAGAUGGCCGAGUUCUUCGGAGGAUCUUGCGCACCAGGCGCGCCAGUUGACUCCAAACUAUGCCAGCAAUGCGUCGGUAGCGCCGCGGCGAACGACGAUCGUAUUCGGGAGGCUACCAAGUGUAAACCUACCGAGGCGGAAGCUUUCCGAGGCGGAGCAGGAGCUCUUGCAUGCUUGACGGCUGACAAAGGAGACGUGGCAUUCUUGCCAUUGACCGCGCUGUCGAGCCUCGACGAAAAAGAGAAAGAAUCUUCGACGAACGUCCGUCGAGCCGGGGAAGCCAAGAGCACGGACUAUGUGCUUCUCUGCCCGGACGGCGGUCAGGCGCCCGUCGAGGAAUGGCAACGAUGCAAUUUGGGAGUGGAACCACCCCGCGUGGUCGUCAGUUCCGCUAGUAAAAGUGUUAACGCUCUGGAAGAACUGACCCACGGCACGCUCGCAGCCAGCUCGUUGUACUCGAAACGACCGGAUCUGCUGCAUCUGUUCGGCACUUGGGGCGGCCUGUCGAACUCUCUCUUCAGGGACGACGCGAAGGGACUGACGUCGGUGGACAAGUCCUGGGAUAAGUGGAACGAAUGGCAGGAAACGCAGCGAAACUACGCGGCGGUUUAAAGUUAAAUGACGGACACAGCGAUGCGCGAAACGUCGAAAGAGCGCAACCUCGAGCUUUGUUUGUGCAUAGGUAAAAUAAAACUGCACCGCAAACGUAA